This is a messenger RNA of Vitis riparia (riverbank grape), 1380 nucleotides long. RefSeq names its product AAA-ATPase At3g28580-like. Bases 1 to 1380 code for a protein of 459 amino acids. Gene Ontology annotation, molecular function: ATP binding; ATP hydrolysis activity. Lineage: Eukaryota; Viridiplantae; Streptophyta; Magnoliopsida; Vitales; Vitaceae. The record is from RefSeq and is a predicted model, not a curated record. The transcript has a single exon.
AUGUCCAUGAGAGGUCUGUUUGCUAAUGUGGGAUCCACGAUGGCUGGUUUAAUGUUUGUAUAUGCCAUGUUUCGGCAAUACUUCCCUGAGCAUCUCCGGUUCUCUGUCUGGAGGCGCUAUCAAAAACUGGUGAAAUUCUUCAAUCCCCAAAUUUCAAUCACCUUCAACCAAUUCGUCGGGAAGUGGGCAACACCCAGUCAAGCUUAUUGUGAUAUUAGGACUUACCUCGGCCAGACUUCAUCCGCUCAGGCGUCUCGGCUGAUAGGCAGUUUGGCCCACAACAAGACUCUCGUUCUCGGCAUGAGCGAUUUCGAAGAGGUGGCAGAUGAGUUUCAGGGUGUCCAAGUAUGGUGGCUUCUUGGAAAACAUGCGCCCAAUACCAACUCAAUUUCAGUCUACAGCGGAACCAAUCAUGAGAAGAGGUACUACACUCUCACUUUCCAUAAGCGGCACCGGGCUCUGAUUAUUGGGCCUUACUUGAAUUAUGUGUUAAAAGAGGGUAGAGCGCUCAACAGUAGAAACAGGAAGAAGAAGCUUUACACCAAUGAGGAUAAUGAGUGGAACCAGGUGGUGUUCCAGCACCCUGCCACAUUCGAGACGCUGGCGCUUGACCCUGAGAAGAAGAAGGAAAUUAUGGAUGAUCUGAUGGCAUUCAGUAAGGGUGAACAGUUUUAUGCCAGAAUUGGGAGAGCUUGGAAGCGCGGGUAUCUCCUUUACGGCCCUCCAGGGACCGGCAAGUCCACCAUGAUUGCGGCCAUGGCUAAUCUCUUGAAUUAUGAUGUUUACGAUCUUGAACUCACUGGGGUGAAGAGUAACACCGAGCUCAAGAAGCUUUUAAUGGAGAUAUCCAGCAAGUCCAUCAUUGUGAUUGAAGACAUUGACUGUUCACUUGAUCUCACCGCUCCAAGGAAGAAAGCCCCAACAGAUAAGCUUGCAGACGGUGAAGGAGAUGACAAAGUAAAGAAACCAGCAACAAAAAGCAAGAGUAACGAAACCAGAAACGUUACGCUAUCGGGGCUUCUGAAUUUUAUUGACGGCAUCUGGUCUUCUUGCGGGGGAGAAAGACUCAUAGUCUUUACUACCAACCAUGUGGAGAAGCUCGAUCCGGCACUGAUAAGGAAAGGAAGGAUGGAUAAGCAUAUAGAGUUGGCCUACUGCAGCUUCCAAGCAUUCAAAAUCCUGGCUAAGAAUUACCUUGGUUUAGAAUCACACCCUGCAUUUCCCAAAAUCGGUGAGUUGUUGGGGCAAGUCAACAUGACCCCUGCGGAUGUUGCUGAGCAUCUAAUGCCCAAGACUCUCUCCGAGGACGCUGAAUUUCGUUUGGAGGAUCUGAUCAAAGCCCUUGAGAAAGCCAAAGAAAGAGAGAAGGUUGGAAGUUGA